Paramisgurnus dabryanus is the source of this 2879-nucleotide messenger RNA. RefSeq lists its product as uncharacterized. The record is from RefSeq and is a predicted model, not a curated record. NCBI's taxonomy places the organism in Eukaryota, Metazoa, Chordata, Actinopteri, Cypriniformes, Cobitidae. Gene Ontology annotation, biological process: DNA recombination; DNA integration. Gene Ontology annotation, molecular function: DNA binding.
GUUAUUCUGUCAUCUUUUUUCCCAAACGCAAUAAACGCCACUCCUCCUUUUUUACAGAAUGCCAUAAAUCCACUCCACAGAUUACAGCGCACCAUUCACGCAAUGUAAACAAACAAUGGCGGCUCGCUGAGUACACGGAGUCCUAGUUUUCCUCAUCUACUUUGUACUUCAUGAUCAACAAACAAACAAAAACAAAAUAAUACUUUAAUAGCAUUGAUAAACCUGUGAUGGAAACGUAAGUCAUCAACAUCUAAUAAUUCACGCAAGAGGCACUUUGGGAGACGAUCGCUUGUUUGCCCGGACCGACAGCAUCAAGUUUCUGUCAUGAUAACACAUUGACCCCAGGGGAUCUUAUGAAAAACUUUCCAUAAUUUUACUCAGUCAACGAAAAUCGAGCAGGACCAAAACAUUUUACAGCUGAUCGCUGUGAAAAACGUUAAGCGAAGACGUCAAGUAUAACCGCAGCAAUGACAGUGUUCUUAAUAUCACAAACUGGAUGCUAUUUCUGAGGAGAAAAACUGGAGAAACAGUGGUUCUGUCACAGCUCACCAAACCAUACAGGAAAAAAGAUGGAAUAAAGAUGAUGACAUCCCCCUCACAAAAAAUGUGAUUGCUUUAAGAGACCAUCUCAGGAUGGUAGAAGAUGAAGCAAGAAAGGAAUUGACAGAACAAAUGGAUUUAGAUGCAUACAAAACAUUAAACGAGUCCGUUCUAGCACAGGUCAUUAUCUUCAACAAGCGGCGUGAAGGGGAAGCAUCACGCCUUACUCUUGACGUUUACAUGAAAGCAAGCACAAGUGCCAUAAACGAGGACAUUUAUAAAACCUUGUCACCAUUGGAAAAGCAGCUCAGCAAGUUAUUAACCCGCAUAGAAAUCAGAGGAAAACGAGGAAAGAAAGUUCCAGUUUUCUUGACAAAGAGAAUGAAGGCAUCAAUUGAUUUGUUGGUUCAAAAGCGAGUGGACGCUGGUGUACCUGCUGAAAAUCCCUAUCUCUUUGCAAGACCCGGUGUGAUGACAAACAUACGCGGAUGUGACUGUCUGCGGAAAUAUGCAAAAAAAAGCAAAGCAGAAAACCCUGAACUCUUGAGGUCAACUAAAUUAAGAAAACAAGUUGCCACACUCUGCCAACUCUUGGACCUUAGUGAACAAGAACUGGAGCAAGUUGCAAGAUUCAUGGGACAUGAUAUCAGAGUUCACGGUGACUUUUAUAGGCAAACGGACAAAAUAUUUCAAAUUGCCAAAAUAAGUAAGCUUCUGUUUGCAAUGGAGCAAGACACUCAGACUUUAAGGGGGAAGAACCUUAAUACACUUGCACUGGCCCGUGGUGAAGGUCCCACACUGAAUUCUGUGGGUGUCUCACCGAGAACAAAGAAAAAGAGAGUAAAGCUGGCUGAGGAUGGAGGUUCUGAUCUCUCCUCCGCUAAAAAGACACGUCAAUCAUGCCGUGAAGCUGAUGGUUCAGAUGUAGAUGAUGAUUGUUCAGGAGCAAACCUGAAGAAAAACCCCACACCAAAUAAGAAAAGACGACGACAGACCAAGAGUGAGAAAACAAAGUAUGGAGGUUCUGAUCUCUCCUCCGCUGAAAAGACAUGUCAAUCAUGCCGUGAAGCUGAUGGUUCAGAUGUAGAUGAUGAUUGUUCAGGAGCAAACCUGAAGAAAAAACCCACACCAAAUAAGAAAAGACGACGACAGACCAAGAGUGAGAAAACAAAGUAUGGAGGUUCUGAUCUCUCCUCCGCUGAAAAGACAUGUCAAUCAUGCCGUGAAGCUGAUGGUUCAGAUGUAGAUGAUGAUUGUUCAGGAGCAAACCUGAAGAAAAAACCCACACCAAAUAAGAAAAGACGACGACAGACCAAGAGUGAGAAAACAAAGUAUGGAGGUUCUGAUCUCUCCUCCGCUGAAAAGACAUGUCAAUCAUGCCGUGAAGCUGAUGGUUCAGAUGUAGAUGAUGAUUGUUCAGGAGCAAACCUGAAGAAAAAACCCACACCAAAUAAGAAAAGACGACGACAGACCAAGAGUGAGAAAACAAAGUAUGGAGGUUCUGAUCUCUCCUCCGCUGAAAAGACAUGUCAAUCAUGCCGUGAAGCUGAUGGUUCAGAUGUAGAUGAUGAUUGUUCAGGAGCAAACCUGAAGAAAAAACCCACACCAAAUAAGAAAAGACGACGACAGACCAAGAGUGAGAAAACAAAGUAUGGAGGUUCUGAUCUCUCCUCCGCUGAAAAGACACGUCAAUCAUGCCGUGAAGCUGAUGGUUCAGAUGUAGAUGAUGAUUGUUCAGGAGCAAACCUGAAGAAAAAACCCACACCAAAUAAGAACAGACGGCGACAGACCAAGAGUGGGGAAGCUAAGGAUGGAGGUGCUGAUCUCUCCUUCCUUGAAAAGCGACUUAAGUCAUGCCGUGAAGAUGGUAGUUCGGAAUCAGAUGUAGAUGAUAAUUGUUCAGGAGCAAACCUGCUGAAAAAACCCACACCACAUAAAAACAUAGGACGACAGACCAAAAGUGCCAAAGUGUUGGCCAAGGUAAAUGUGAAGAGACCAUGGAGUGAGGCAGAGAGGAGUGCAGUACACAAACACUUGGCCAAGUUUAUAGCCGAGCGCAGAGUUCCUGGAAAACUGCCAUGCAUGAAGUGCAUAGAGGAAGAAGAAGCCCUAAAUGAACGAUCUUGGAAGGAUGUGAAGAAUUUUGUGUACAACACAAUUGUAACUCUAAAUCGGAGAUCUGCUUCAAGAAAACUAAAAUUUUAAAGGCAAAAUGUGGUGUUCAUCUCAAUCUCUCUUUCUCUGUUUCUCACUUUUCCUUUUUUUUUGGUUUUAACAUUUUGUUGUAACGUUUACUGUUUUCUGAAAUUGUUAAAAUAAAUGUUCAUCUGGUUACUGCA